This is a messenger RNA of Carlito syrichta (Philippine tarsier), 573 nucleotides long. RefSeq names its product epiregulin (gene EREG). Gene Ontology annotation, biological process: positive regulation of mitotic nuclear division; epidermal growth factor receptor signaling pathway; positive regulation of cell population proliferation. The transcript is spliced from 5 exons. Bases 82 to 573 code for a protein of 163 amino acids. Lineage: Eukaryota; Metazoa; Chordata; Mammalia; Primates; Tarsiidae. The record is from RefSeq and is a predicted model, not a curated record.
CGCCCCGCCGUGCGCUCCCCGCCGCCGCCCGCCCCGCGCCGCGCCCCGCGCCCCGCGCCCCUGCCCGCCGCGGCAAGAACGAUGGAGAGUCUCUCUGUCGGCCGGGUCCCCGCGCUGCUGCUGUGCCUGGGUUUCCAUCUUCUACAAGCAGUUCUCAGUACAACUGUAAUUCCGUCAUGUAUCCCAGGAGAAUCUGACAGUAACUGCACAGCUUUAGUUCAGACAGAAGACAAUCCACGUGUGGCACAAGUGUCAAUAACAAAGUGUGGUUCUGACAUGAAUGGCUACUGUUUGCACGGACAGUGCAUUUACCUGGUGGACAUGAGUGAAAAUUACUGCCGGUGUGAAGUGGGUUAUACUGGUGUCCGAUGUGAACACUUCUUUUUAACUGUUCACCAACCCUUGAGUAAAGAAUAUGUGGCCUUGACUGUGAUUCUUAUUAUCUUGUUUCUUAUCAUAGUUGCUGGCUCCACAUACUAUUUCUGCAGAUGGUACAGAAAUCGAAAAAGUAAAGAACCAAAGAAGGACUAUGAGAAAGUAACCUCAGAGCAUCCAGCGUUACUACAAGUCUGA